This is a messenger RNA of Penicillium cinerascens, 1638 nucleotides long. RefSeq names its product permease of the major facilitator superfamily. Gene Ontology annotation, biological process: transmembrane transport. Gene Ontology annotation, molecular function: transmembrane transporter activity. The record is from RefSeq and is a predicted model, not a curated record. The transcript has 2 exons. Bases 1 to 1638 code for a protein of 545 amino acids. NCBI's taxonomy places the organism in Eukaryota, Fungi, Ascomycota, Eurotiomycetes, Eurotiales, Aspergillaceae. Gene Ontology annotation, cellular component: membrane.
AUGGCGAUUAUCGGUUGGUUUAAUCGGCUUCGUGGCCACGCCACAUGGAACAAUGGGGAUGGCUUGCGAGACACUGUCACUCCUUUAACUAAACACCCUAAAACUACCGUUAUCUCUGUUUCUGAGUCUUCUUCUGGCUCAAUUGCUUCUACUGCAGUCGGUACCCCGACUGACAACGAAAAGGCCAUGACUCUGGAGAAGCUUCCUCAAGAGUUCGGUCGGCUUGCUUCUUGGAGAGGUUCCUUGAUUUUGCUGGUUACUUCAGGAUCCCAGUUUCUGGACAAUGUUUUCAUGACUAGUUCAAACAUGGCGUUGGCGUCGAUUCAGGAUGAGUUCGAUGUGUCGACUACCAACUUGCAAUGGAUGAUCUCGGCAUACACCUUGACCUUUGGUGGCUUCCUUCUUUUGGCUGGAGCUUUGUCCGACCGCUAUGGGAGAAAGCUCAUUCUCUGUCUUGGCCUCUUCUGGCUUUCUAUCUGGACAUUGGCUAUCGGAUUCGGCCAGUCGUUUAUUCAGCUCACGGUCUUCCGUGGUAUCCAGGGCAUUGGAGCUGCAAUGACAGUACCUUCCGCGAUUGGAAUUAUCAGCUCCUACUUUACAGGUGUUGAUAGAACUCGCAGUCUGUCGAUUUACGCUGCUUCAGGGACCUUGGGCUUCUGCGCCGGUCUUAUCCUGGGUGGCUUCCUCACCACUUCACUGGGCUGGAGAUACAUCUUCUACAUCGUUGUUAUUCUGACUGGCUCAUUGUGUACCCUGGGAUUGAUUGUCCUGCCCAGCGAUCGCUCCGUCAAGGAAGUGAGACCCAAGAUGGAUUACAUCGGGGCCGUCCUAUCCACCGUUGGCCUGAUCCUUCUUCAAUUCGUCCUUUCGAGUGGCGGUGUUUAUGGCUGGGGCACCCCAUUUGUCAUCGUGCUCCUCGUCUUGUCCAUUGCCCUCCUGGUUGCAUUCGUCCUUUUGGAGAAGUACAUCAGCAACCCUUUGAUGCCCUUGUCUUUGUGGAAGCUUCCCAACUUUGCCGGUCUCUGGAUCGCAGGUUUCACUUGCUACGGAAGCUACCAGAACGUCAUUUAUUACAUCGUCUUGAUCGCACAGCAAGUCGACGGGCUCUCGGCUGGCGAAACCGCCCUUCGCUUCUUGCCCAUGGGUGUAAUCGGCUUCAUCGCUUCCAUGGGAACGGGCAAGCUGCUCGAGUACAUGAACGGAAAGUACACACUUUUCGUUGGCCUGAUACUCUCCGUGCUGGCACCAAUCCCGAGUGCCUUGACCGCGACUGGAACAACAAACUUCUGGGUGAACAACCUCGCAACUUCGCUCAUCAGCAUUUCCGCCGUUUCCUUCAUCUUCGUCACAACCAGCACCACCAUCCUGACCAGCGUGCCCGUCGAGGUCAAGAGCUUGUGCGGUGGAAUGCUCAACACUGCAUUUCAAAUUGGCUCUGGUGUCGCUCUGGCUAUUUCUGCCGCAACCACCGAAGCAGUCGACAUUAAGAAAGGACACGGCCUUGCCCAACAAUACUCCACCGGUCUCUGGUGCUCUACUGGCCUUGCCGGACUCGGCAUCAUAAUCGGAUGCUUUGCCGUCCAAAGAAGAGGAAUCGGCCCGAAGGACAGAGUCGGCGGAGACGACGUUGCUAUUUGA